Molecule: messenger RNA, 1141 nt
Organism: Emiliania huxleyi CCMP1516
Lineage: Eukaryota; Haptophyta; Isochrysidales; Noelaerhabdaceae
Exons: 7
Molecular function (GO): flavin adenine dinucleotide binding; N,N-dimethylaniline monooxygenase activity; NADP binding
Source: RefSeq, a predicted model, not a curated record
CCACUGAGGCGCCCGGGCCACCUCGAGCUUCCGCAGGUUGUGUGGCGCGCCCUGCGGCUGCCACCAUCCUAUCCCGGUCCGUGCGCCGCUCACCGUCCACCGCCCCGCCUCCUCUGCGCCCGAACCGCGGUCUCUGCGCCACCACAGACCAUGGCCGAGAACCCGUACCCCAUCCCAUCCAAGCGUCUCGACGUCGUGAUCAUCGGUGCCGGGCUGAGCGGCCUCGGCGCCGCGUACCGGCUGCAGACCGAGUGCCCCGACCAUUCGUACGCCAUCCUCGAGGGCCGCGCGUCGCUCGGCGGGACGUGGGACCAGUUCAAGUACCCGGGCAUCCGCUCCGACUCGCCGAUGAUCUGCUUCGGCUUUGGCUUCAAGCCGUACAAGCCAUACACGCACCUCGCCGAGGGCCGCGAGAUCCUCGAGUACAUGCGGCAGGUGGCGGAGGAGAACCGGCUCGACAGGCGGAUCCUGUACCACCGCAAGGUCACCUCCAUGUCGUGGGACUCGACGGCGCGCGUCUGGGCCCUCGACGUCGACGUCGAGAACGGCGCGCGGCGCGAGCGCGUCGAGGCGAGCUUCGUGAUUGCCUGCACCGGCUACUACGAGUAUGAGCGGGCGGGCGUAGAAGAGCUGGCCCGCUUCCCCGGCCGUGAGGACUUUGAGGCCGCCGGGGGUCGCAUCCUCCACCCGCAGUUCUGGCAGGCCGGCGACCUGAGAGACAAGACGGUGGUCGUGGUCGGGUCGGGGGCGACGGCCAUCUCGAUCGUCCCUUCCCUCGCCAAGCAGUGCCGCAAGCUGGUCAUGGUUCAGCGGUCUCCGACCUACAUCUGGUGCUGGCCGCGCUCCUUCUCGCUGGCCCUCACACUCCUCUUCGCACCGCUGCACCUGCUGCUCGGCCUCGCGGCGAUGCAGGCCAUCCACCGCCACUCCGAGAUCUGGUUCGAGAUCUUCCUCCACACGCUCUGCCUCAAGCUGCCGCGCAUGGCGAGGGCUAUCUUCGCCCUCGCGCAGUGGGCGCACCUCGGCUCGAGCUUCGCGGCGCUCCGGCCGCACCUCACGCCGAAGUACGACCCGUGGACACAGCGGGUCUGUCUGGACGCCGACGGCGACUUCCUGGCGACGCUGCGCACGGGCGGCGCGU